AGCGCUUGCAGUUAUUGUUAAUCGGGUGGCUAUUGCCAAUAAAGUUGAUCACAGAUAUAAGAGUACGAAGUUCUGAAAGUGUAACUACGUACAUACCGAAUUUUAAGCGGGUGUUGUUUUGGCCUUUGCGUAUUGUUCAAACAGUGUUUCUCUCCAUCGCCUACUGCCAGUCUCAAUACGUUUCAAAAACUUUUAAUAGUGUGGCUUUUUGAAAACAUUUUUUUGACAUUUUUAUAUUGACUGUUGUCUUUCAUAAUUUCAUCACAGUUAUUCUUAAUUUGUCUCGAUCACCAAGGCUUGUGGCUAGUGGAGCCUGAUUCGCAGCAAGUGUAGAAUAUCCGUUUGGUGGAACCAGUUAUGCCGUUUGACGUAGAUAUUAUGCCGUUUGCCGUGGAUACCCCGAGGGUUGCAGAUUUUGAUGCCCACGUUGCCGAGCUCUAGAUCUGUUAAUGCAGCUCACUCAUGAUUCUGGUUUUACUUUUUUAUUAAUAGUAUGAUUAGUUAUUGUUCGUUUUCGCCUUCGAAGCCUGGUCAGUUGUAGUUUUUUCAGUAUUCGCGAUUUCCUGUUCGUCAGUCACAUUACGCGCCAACUGUAGACGAGAUUGACAACAGUCAGGGUCCAUGAGGAACGAUUAUAACCGCAAUGUCCUCCCUGACAGACCGUCGCCGUUUAAAAUUCCCUGAACUUCCUGAAGGAAACGGUGUAUCGCGAAGCCGAUCCUUUGCAGGAUUUCUCAACCGUUCUUUAUCGCGCAAGGAAUCAAUGAAUCAGCAGUCGACAACGACGGUAUUAGGACAAGAUUAUCGUGUUUUGGCACAUCGUGCUGCGGAUAAGAGAAUGAAGAGUGUUAAAGCACCUAAAACGCCUCGACCUACUCGCGCAUUAACGAUCAUCGAUUCAUUGCGGUCGGGUUUGAAAGAGUGCAUUUUAUUAACCAACGACGAUAUGAAGGGACUGACGAGCGGAAACGAACGGAUAUGCAUCCAGAAUUCUCAACAACUGAAAGCAGCUGAUCGAUAUCUGAAACGGCUGGAACUGCAAUUGAGCAAGCUGGAAGAGCUAAGCGAAAAUUACGUGGUUCAAUGCAAACUACGAGAAGGUGUGCGAAGCAUGGCGCAGGCAUACCGACUGUCAACCGGAAAAGAGCGCGACAGUGCUUUGGGAAAAGUCAAAGCCGGAUAUAAGGAAUGCACGCAGAACAUGUGCGCUCUGGAGGCGCAGCUGGAGCAGAUGAUGGGUAGCCUGGAAAUGCGGAUGAAAGGCAUCGCCGGUUUUGCACGCCUUUGUCCGGGUGAUGUAUUCGAGAUCAUUAUUCGGCAUGGCCCGCAAAAGUGGAAAAGUCGCGGCACGGUUAAUAAAGACGCUACGCAAACAUGGGACCACGAGUCAGUCAUUUUUAAGAGUUUACUGGGGGACAUACUUCACGUGAAGGCAUCUGAAGUUAGGACACUGGGAAAUCGUGUCAUUGUGGGCAAUAAACAUUGCGAGACGAAGGAUCUGUUUAGCGCCCAUCACCAGAUUAUGACCAUUAGUCUUAAUUCCAAUGGUUCUCUCAAGUUGAAUCUCGUUAUAACAUGGAACCCAUUGGAUGGCGUUGCUGACGAUUUCAUAUGGAGUCCGUGGAUGCUGAAGGCUUCGUCCGAGCCUUUCAAGCUGAAAAAACCUCUGUCAACUGUCAAUAGUUUUGCCAGCAGCGAUCGGCUACCAAGUCUGCAUAGCGCCAGCAUGAAGCAGGCCUUAUCUCAACGUGACUCAGUGUGCAGCACCAUGAGUAUUUGCAGUGAUCGGCGUUCUUCUACUUCCCCGAAAACUGAGGGAAGCCGUAAUGGCAGUUCUAGUCCAUCCAACAUGUCAGUAGUGUCUGGCCAUAAUAGUCUUGAAACUGUGAUUCGUUCCGUGAUGACUGCGCUGGAAGAGUUUCGCGAUCAUUAUCCACAGCUCAGUAAACUGGAAGAACAGAUUUUACGGAUCGAGAAAAUGCUUCUGCCAGCGGAGCAGAACGGACAUUUUUCGAGAGGGUCUAAUCUGAGUAUUUCCGUGGAAAGUGCGCUGGACUGUUUUGAUUUUUUAAAUGAUGUGGAAGAUUCUGAUAUCGGAACCGUUGACCGAAAAUUGUCUUCUGGAAUACGGCAAAAAAACGCGGACAUCCAAAGAGAUACAGAAGGGCAUAAAUCGAAAACAGUUGACUCUGGAAUCGAAUCUCUUGAACAUAAUCUAAAAAGUUCCGACGAGAAAUUGUCCCCACUGAGGAACGCCUCAUCCGGAUGCGAGCAAAUAGAUUUGGCUCUUAUUCAACAUCUCUUAUACUGUGAUACUCUUCUUGAAUCUCUUGGAUCUUCCGGACCGCUGAAAUAUGGGGAGAAUCGUGCAAUUCGUCAUUUACAGACCCAGACGGAUAUUUUGGAAAUUUUCGUCAAGCUAAUUGCAGAUCCGGUUAUUCUGGAUGAUUUUACAACAUUAAUGCGUGACAUAACCGAAAAACAGCGCUUGCAUCUGUUGUGGGAACAAUGUGCCGGUGGGCACUACUUGAACACAUCUGCCGACUCUGUUGUUACGCAGCUCAAGGCGCGCUACGUUCAUUUCCUGAAAACGUUUACUGAGACCGAGCGUCAGGACGUGCUGGAGUUGUUAAUUUGCCAGAUGUUAGACAGGCCGGCCUACGAUCCGUCAACCAUUGUCACCGUCUUUCAUUUUCUUUUUUUCCUAAAAGCGGAUAACCACUGGGAUGUGGAGGCUCUGUUGCUGAAGUUUUGCAACGACCUGAAAGUGCUUGGUUCAUUGCAAAGCAAGGACAUCAAUGAAGUAGUGGAAACAUUACGCAGCUUACGAGGCCGACCAGUGGAUGCUGCAUACGCGGUGCAGAUUGCAGUGUGUUUACUGAACGACAAUCAGGAUGUUCAAGCUGCUGCUCGUGAUUUUCUUAUGACGAGCCACGGUGAGCUUUCUUUACGCAACUGGAUGUUACGAACAUAUUCUACUGCACUGGAAGACGAUCGCACGGAAAUCCGCCGGGGCGCAUGCCGCGCAUUGGGCGUACUGAAAGCCACAGAGUGUGUGGAAGAACUGAUUCAUGUGAUCGAGUUUGAUUCCUCCAGUUCUGUGAAGGACGAGGCCAAGGAAGUGUUGGUAUCUCUAGGUGAACCCGGCCGGCAGGCCCUGAGUUCCCUCCAACCAGCAAAGAUUGUUGCCAGCGAAUUUACUUUGCGAGUGUGACGUCCACAUUACUUAAUUCUUUUGUUGUAAAUGCUGAGUUCGAUGCAGACGCAUUCAGGUUAUUAACGUGCAGGGUUACGGGUUUUGUACCUUAAUUAUCACCAGUGUUAAGAUGGAUGUGGUAAUUUUUAGAUAAAAGUUUAUGUACGUGCUCUUUCUUAUUAAGUAAUCUGCAGUUUAUACAACGAAUAAAACCUUUAAAUCUU
Paramacrobiotus metropolitanus is the source of this 3420-nucleotide messenger RNA. Its product is annotated as rho family-interacting cell polarization regulator 2-like. The coding region runs from base 644 to 3214 and encodes 856 amino acids. The transcript is spliced from 17 exons. Lineage: Eukaryota; Metazoa; Tardigrada; Eutardigrada; Parachela; Macrobiotidae. The record is from RefSeq and is a predicted model, not a curated record.